AUGUUACUUAACGCCCUUCGCCUUUUGGCUCUCUUGCCUGCGGUAGCGCUCGUUGAAGCGCAAUUAUCAGGCACGGUAGGACCUACCACCAAGUUAUCUGCCAAGGGGCACACUUGCAGCGUCUUGGACUAUGGAGGCAAAGUCGGCAGCACCGACAUCGGGCCCGCCAUAGCCAGCGCGUUCACGAACUGUGUCGUGAAAAACUCAGGGUCGACAUUGUACAUCCCCGCCGGGAACUACGAGAUGAAGACUUGGGUAACGUUGAACCAUGGAACGAAGUGGGCCUUCCAACUUGAUGGGCUUAUUACCCGCACAGCAACUACCGGAGGACACAUGAUCUUGAUCGAGAACGCAGACGAUUUCGAGAUGUACAGCGCAAACUCGGCUGGCGGCAUCCAAGGUCACGGAUACCAGUGCCGUAACGCAGGGUAUGUCUCUUUUUCUUUCGCCCCUCGGCUCAUUCGUAUUGUGAACUCCAACAACUGGUCGAUCCACGACUUGAUCCUCGUGGACUCUCCCGAGUUCCAUCUCAUAGUUCAAGAGGGAUCCAACGGAGAAGUGUAUAACAUGGCCAUCCGUGGUGCGAAUAUUGGUGGCAGCGACGGUAUAGACAUCAGUGGAAACAACCAUUGGGUCCAUGAUGUCGAGGUCACGAACCGCGACGAGUGCGUCACUGUCAAAAGCCCAGCAUCCAACUUCUUGAUUGAGCGCAUUUGGUGCAACCAAUCUGGAGGAAGCGCCAUUGGCAGCCUGGGCGCCAACACUGCAAUCUCUAACAUUGUUUACCGCAACAUCUACACAAACGGUGGCAACCAAGCUAUGAUGAUCAAGUCGCACGGCGGUUCCGGAAGUGUCACCAACGUGCUCAUGCAGGACUUCAUUUCUCACGGUACCGCGUACGGCCUCACUAUCGAUCAGUACUGGUCCAGCCAAGCAGAACAGGCUGGUUCAGGUGUUAAGCUCAGCAAGAUCCAGUUCAAGAACUGGGACGGCGAAGUCGUCGACGGCGUCCAACGCGCCCCUGCACAAUUCAUCUGUGCCGAUGGGGCGCCAUGCGAAGGCGUCACUCUGGACAACGUGAACAUGUGGGGCGCGACAGGCAAGGCGAACUACAAGUGCCGCUCUGCCUUCGGGACUGGCGCGUGCCUGAAGUCGGGCAGCGCAGGCAGCUACGCUCAGACCACGGUAGCAUAUUCCAGGCCAGUCAAUUACCACACUCCGAGCAAGAUGUCAGGAGACCUGGCCGCUGGGUUCGCGACGAACGCCGCAAUCCCUACCCCCACGAUCCCUACUUCGUACUAUCCUGGUCUUUCACAGAUCACUCCCCUGGCGAAAAAUCUCUAG
Heterobasidion irregulare TC 32-1 is the source of this 1344-nucleotide messenger RNA. Its product is annotated as glycoside hydrolase family 28 protein. Gene Ontology annotation, biological process: carbohydrate metabolic process. NCBI's taxonomy places the organism in Eukaryota, Fungi, Basidiomycota, Agaricomycetes, Russulales, Bondarzewiaceae. The record is from RefSeq and is a predicted model, not a curated record. The transcript has 9 exons. Gene Ontology annotation, molecular function: polygalacturonase activity. Bases 1 to 1344 code for a protein of 447 amino acids.